GCGUGAGUUUAGCCGCUAUGUACACUGUUUAAGGCCUUACGCGUGUGUACUUACUCAAGAAUCUUCUGAAUGUGUCUUUCUUUAAUUUAAGAAUAAGUAUUCACUUAACUUUUGGGGUUUAAGUCUUGUUUUUGCAAAUGAGAAGGAUCAACUGUAGCCUGAUGCUGUUGUUCAUUGAGGUUAUGAAAAACACUUAGCAUACACUUGGGCAUAUCACCAACAUCAGGCGAUUAAAAUGGUAAGCAAAUUGCCCCAAGAAUUCCGGAGGUACAACCGAAAUCGCAACCAAUUGAGGCAUAUUUUUAAAGAAACCCAACGUGUGCUUGAGGUCAUAAGCCUUGAAAACUUUUUUCCCGAAGAAAACAUCAUCGACGAGCUGCUUCCAACACUGACGUACGACAAAAUUAACCAUGUGCUCGAAAACUGCCCGGCAAUCAUCGUUUUCGGCCAGAACACGAAAGCAAAGGCGUCGCUGAUCAAUCAUCUGCUCUCGACGGAAGUCCUGCCGGUGUGUACCGGCCAGUGGCGAUGGAUAAAAAUCGGCUGCGGCCCAACAAACAUUGUCAAUCUAACUCUCGGCUUGGAGUACGAGGUCGUUGAGAAUCUACUGUCAAACGAGAAGCCUUGGAUUACCAUACCAGAAGAGGAUCUCGUGGACUCGGGCGAUGCAGAUCCCAACUGCCCUACUGUUCUCGAAGUCAAGCUGAAUCAGCCGACGCUCAAAGAUGGAGUUCAAAUAUUCGUCGUCCCAGACUCGGGGGGAGUACAGAUACUGGCCAAAGAAGUGUUCAAGGUCUUGCCGAUCUUCAUCUACGCCCUGGGCGAGCAGCCCCUGUCCAACGAAAACAUGGAGGAGCUGCGCAAUCUCAAGGAAACGUAUCCCUACAACCCUGUCCUUUUCGUCUCGGCCAUCACGCAAAUCAGUUUCGACAGCCUCGACGGUGAGCUCACGAAACCGGUGCAGCGCCGAUUGGCCAGCCGAGGGGGCGUCGAGUCGAGCGAGUCGAGUUCCCUGAAAGACGACUACUCGAUGCGCUCGUGCUCGACGCAGGACGAUUCGACCUCGUUCAGGUCAAAUUCUAUGCGGCUGGAUUCUGUCAAGGAAAAUAUCAAGGAUGAGGACGACGAUGGCGACGACGGCCUCGAUCUCGAGAACAUCGAUGCGCUGGGUCUUGCGUGGCUCGAUCAGCUUACCGAUCUUGGCUUUAUCAACGAGACCGUAGAUCCCGAGGAAGCUUGGCUACACCAUGGACAGAACGCUCACGCCAGUGAGCUGCUGGACUCUUGCAAAAAAUUGGAUCGAAUCCUGUACUUUGUGCGCAAGUGCUUGCAAACCUACCUCGUGAACGUAAGCAACUACCUAAACGACGUGCACACGACGAGUCUGCGCAAAUUCAUCUUGAGCGCGUUCGACAUGGCACGCGAGAUCCAAAUAACGCCGAAGCGCAUACAGUACGCUCAGAAAAAGGAAAGCGAGCUCUAUGCGAAUCUCAUGCAAGUGGUGAACGCCAAACAGGAAGAGCUGACCGAGCUCAUACACAACAGCAUCCAAGAAAUGAAGGAGGAGGUGCUUCACGCCUCAAACAACGUGAAUCUCUACCACAACUUACCGUUCGAAGAGGGAGAAGCCGAGUGCUCGGCCACCGUCAGGGCUGCCACUGCCGAGGUACAGAGACUCGUGCUCACUAGGCUUGGGGAGAGGGUUGCCAAGCAGCUCGUCAACUCGGUCAAUUGUCUCCGGGACACCUUCGUCGGCACGCUACAGCGAUGUCUGCUCAGUCUCGAAAAAAGCUACGAGCACGACGUCAGUUUCACAGCAAGCGAUGCUCUCAGACAAAUACUUUCGGCAGCCUACAGCGUAGAGCUGCACAAUUCGUCGCCUUCUCUGGUGCACUCAUUUCUGGAACGAGUUCGUCAGUUAUUCAAGUCCAUGCCGCUACCAUGGACACCCACGCCAGUUUUGAAUGCCGCCUGGAGACGGAAAGUCACUAUAGACGUGCUAAACUCGCUGAGCCCAGCGCGAUUGGCACGUACCAUAUCAACACAAUUCAGGGACAAAGUCAAAGCCUCGCACGACACUUUCCAGUCCGCCCUCAGAUCGCUGGAGAAUCACUAUUCUGGAAAACUCGAGCGUACCGAAGAACAGAGGAUAGCUAUUAGAAAGUAUCACGCACCAAGGCUGGCUAAGCUUGCCCUCGAGUCCACUUCCAUGAGUCAUAUGGUGCGCUACGGUAUACCUCACCAGGGAAAAGAAAUCGGCCGGGGCCAGUAUGGCGUUGUAUUCGCAUGUGACGGCUGGGGUGGCGCCCCAGGACCCUGUGCCGUCAAAUCCGUCGUGCCACCGGAUGAGAAACACUGGAACGACCUAGCGAUGGAGUUCUAUUACACGCGCUCGAUACCCGAUCACAAGCGCAUCGUUAAGCUGCGCGGCUCUGUAAUCGACCACACGUACGGUGGCAGUUACGGUCUAGGCUCCGCUGUUCUCCUCAUCACCGACCGCAUGAGCCGUGAUCUCUAUUGUGGAAUACGCUCCGGACUCAAGUGGCUCGAGCGCAUUCAGAUCGCCAUCGACGUCCUUGAAGGCAUUCGGUACCUUCACUCGCAGGGUUUGGUGCACAGGGAUAUCAAAUUGAAGAAUGUACUGCUGGACACGGAAAAUCGAGCAAAAUUAACAGACUUGGGAUUUUGCAUAACCGAGGCGAUGAUGUCCGGUAGUAUCGUUGGGACACCGGUUCAUAUGGCCCCUGAACUUCUUUCUGGGCAUUAUGCCAGUAGUGUCGAUGUUUAUGCCUUUGGUAUACUGUUUUGGUACAUAUGUGCUGGUCACGUCAGACUACCAUUGACUUUUGAACAGUUCACCAAUAAGGAACAGCUGUGGACCAGCGUUCGAAGAGGCAUUCGGCCAGAGCGACUGGUUUGUUUUGACGAGGAAUGUUGGAAUCUAAUGCAACAGUGCUGGGAGGGUGAGCCAUCGCGAAGACCACUACUCGGUGCCAUUCUGCCGGUACUCGAGUCUAUUCAAGCAAAAGCCGAAAAUGAGGACAGAUCGCAAAAUUGACCAAAAAAUAGUAGAGGUGAAUUCACGUACUUGGUACUGAAAUAGUUAUGUACACAGUUGGGUUCAAUUAUAUACUCACACCCAUGAAUAAUAUAUACUUAGCUUAUACAUAGGUACUAUAAUAUUAUACCGACUGUGCCAGCUCACAAAUUUUUUACUAAA
Copidosoma floridanum is the source of this 3220-nucleotide messenger RNA. RefSeq names its product receptor interacting protein kinase 5 (gene Ripk5). The record is from RefSeq and is a predicted model, not a curated record. NCBI's taxonomy places the organism in Eukaryota, Metazoa, Arthropoda, Insecta, Hymenoptera, Encyrtidae. Gene Ontology annotation, molecular function: protein kinase activity; ATP binding. Gene Ontology annotation, biological process: cellular response to fibroblast growth factor stimulus; negative regulation of apoptotic process; positive regulation of fibroblast growth factor receptor signaling pathway. Gene Ontology annotation, cellular component: cytoplasm.